AUGGCAAACGAGGUUCUGAUUCCCUUCCAAGACCAGCAGAAGCCGACCAGUCACUCACCAGUUCCUGAAGGUCUCAACUUGAUUGUCUAUGAGCAGAAGAUAGUCGACGGGUUUGACGGCAUUGCUCAAACGAGGAACACCAGAUAUUCUACAGCCACCUUUCCGGACGCCUUUACGGCUACUAGCACCGUCGACACAAUCUUCGUGUGUGCGGAAGACCAGUCGCAAAAGAAGCAGAGUUGGCCCCCAGUGGAGAUAUUGGAGGCACAAUCAUCAAGCGACAAAGUGCAUGUUUUCAACAGUCAAGAUGUCGUGCCCUCCUUCCCAUCCGAAGACUCCAAGUUACGUGCCACCAGUCUCAAUAUCCGACGUGGAGGCAACUGUCCCAACUCCCUUCAGGUCUUAGAACAAUUACUCUCGGAGCGCGACACCCUCCAGCUACAUCUGGUAUCACCCCUUCCCGCUACUGGCUCGUCCGCAACACAGCGUGUUAUAUCGUCGUUCGGUGAGCAGUCGAAUAUUGACUUCAGUCACUGCGUUUAUCGUGAGGAGAGUACGGAGGCGGCAAGCAGUUACAUCAUGCGUAGCGAGGCAUCAGGUAGUCGCACGCUUGUCAACUACAAUGACUUAUUGGAAAUGACUGAAGACGAGUUUGGCAACAUCGCACGAGGCUUCAACCCGGACCAGGAGACAUGGUGGCACUUUGAGGGCCGAAUCCCGGAUACCAUACAGAGCUGUAUCCGUCUCCUGCGUAACGUAUUACCAAAAGCGACAAUCAGUGUCGAAAUUGAGAAGCCUGGUAGAGAGGGCCUCCCUGAGCUGGCGGCACAAGCGGAUGUUGUCUUCUAUUCGCGAAGUUGGGCUGAGAGUCGAGGACACAAGACUCCGGAACAAUGCUUGAGAGUUGAAGGGCAUCAAAAGGCGUCACUGGCACUGUGUACGUGGGGUGAAGAUGGAGCAGCUGGGCUGUCUCGGUCGACAGGCGAGAGUAUUCACUGCCCUGCCCUGGAUAAAUCAGGGCGAGAUAUUUCCGUGAUCGAUGCCGUGGGAGCGGGUGACACUUUCAUAGCCGGAAUGCUGUACGGACUGAUCUGUCACCCUGACGACUGGACCAUGGGAGCGAAGCUGGGUUUCGCUGUUCGACUAGCUACGGUCAAAGUGCAGCGGGAGGGGUUCGAUGGACUCGGAAGAGACAUGCUUGGAACGGAGAUUGGAGGCGUUUGA
Messenger RNA from Fusarium fujikuroi IMI 58289, 1224 nucleotides. RefSeq lists its product as uncharacterized. The record is from RefSeq and is a predicted model, not a curated record. The coding region runs from base 1 to 1224 and encodes 407 amino acids. The transcript is spliced from 7 exons. Lineage: Eukaryota; Fungi; Ascomycota; Sordariomycetes; Hypocreales; Nectriaceae.